Procambarus clarkii (red swamp crayfish) is the source of this 666-nucleotide messenger RNA. NCBI's taxonomy places the organism in Eukaryota, Metazoa, Arthropoda, Malacostraca, Decapoda, Cambaridae. The record is from RefSeq and is a predicted model, not a curated record.
AUGGCUCAACAAGGAGCAGUAUCAGGCAUCAACACUUCAAGGAGCAGUAUCAGGCAUCAACAACACAGCAACAAGGAGAAGUAUCAGGCAUCAACAACACAGCAACAAGGAGAAGUAUCAGGCAUCAACAACACAGCAACAAGGAGAAGUAUCAGGCAUCAACACAACAAGGAGAAGUAUCAGGCAUCAACACAACAAGGAGCAGUAUCAGGCAUCAACACAACAAGGAGCAGUAUCAGGCAUCAACAACACAGCAACAAGGAGAAGUAUCAGGCAUCAACACAACAAGGAUCAGUAUCAGGCAUCAACAACACAGCAACAAGGAGCAGUAUCAGGCAUCAACACAACAAGGAGCAGUAUCAGUCAUCAACAACACAGCAACAAGGAGAAGUAUCAGGCAUCAACACAACAAGGAGCAGUAUCAGGCAUCAACAACACAGCAACAAGGAGAAGUAUCAGGCAUCAACAACACAGCAACAAGGAGCAGUAUCAGGCAUCAACACAACAAGGAGCAGUAUCAGGCAUCAACAACACAGCAACAAGGAGAAGUAUCAGGCAUCAACACAACAAGGAUCAGUAUCAGGCAUCAACAACACAGCAACAAGGAGAAGUAUAAGGCAUCAACAACACAGCAACAAGGAGCAGUAUCAGGCAUCAACAAGCUAG